AUGAACCAGGCAGACCCGGCUGAGGACCCGGACCCCAGCCCCGCACCCCUGUGUGUGGUGUGUGGCGAAGCCCACUGCCCCGAGGAAAACCACUUCUACACCUACACGGAAGACGUGGACGACGACCUCAUCUGCCACAUCUGCCUGCAAGCUCUUCUGGACCCUCUGGACACUCCAUGUGGACACACGUACUGCACCCUCUGCCUCACCAGCUUCCUGGUGGAGAAGGACUUCUGCCCCGUGGAUCGCAAGCCCCUGGUUCUGCAGCACUGCAAGAAGUCCAACAUCCUGGUCAACAAGCUCCUCAACAAGCUGCUGGUGACCUGCCCGUUCUCGGACCACUGCACCGAGGUGCUCCAGCGCUGCGACCUGGAGCGUCACUUUCAGACGAGCUGCAAGGGUGCCUCCCACUACGGCCUCACUAAAGACAGGAAGAGGCGCUCGCAGGAUGGCUGCUCAGAUGGCAGCGCCAGCCUCACAGCAGCAGCACUGUCCCCAGAGAUUUCCACAGUCCCCACCAUCUCUUUAAUGACGGAUGAGCCUGGCCUGGACAACCCUGCCUACGUGUCCACAGCCGAGGACGGUCAGCCAAACAGCCCCCUGGACUCUGGCCGGAGCAACCGAACAAGGGCACGGCCCUUUGAGCGAUCCACCAUCAGAAGCAGAUCCUUUAAAAAAAUAAACCGAGCCUUGAGUGUUCUUCGAAGGACAAAGAGUGGAAGUACGGUUGUCAGCCAAGCUGAUCAGGGACGAGAGGAUUCUGAAAACACCACUGUCCUUGAUGUCUUUCCAAGGUUGUAUCACCUGAUUCCAGAUGGUGAAAUUACCAGCAUCAAGAUCAAUCGAAUGGAUCCCAAUGAAAAUCUCUCCAUUAGGCUUGUGGGAGGCAGUGAAACCCCGCUGGUCCAUAUCAUUGUCCAGCACAUUUAUCGUGAUGGGGUGAUAGCCAGAGAUGGCCGGCUCCUGCCAGGAGACAUCAUCCUAAAGGUCAACGGGAUGGACAUCAGCAACGUCCGGCACAACUACGCCCUGCGCCUCCUGCGGCAGCCUUGCCACGUGCUGCGGUUGACGGUGCUCCGGGAGCGGAAGUUCCGGAGCAGGACCGACGAACAGCCCCUGGAUGCUUAUGGGCCCCGGGAUGACAGUUUCCACGUGAUCCUCAACAAAAGCAGCCCGGAGGAGCAGCUUGGAAUAAAACUGGUGCGCAAGGUGGAUGAACCUGGGGUGUUUAUUUUCAACGUGCUGGACGGUGGCGUGGCAGACAGACACGGCCAGCUGGAGGAGAAUGACCGUGUGUUAGCCAUCAAUGGGCAUGACCUUCGGUACGGCAGCCCAGAGAGCGCAGCUCAUCUGAUUCAGGCCAGUGAAAGGCGUGUUCACCUCGUCGUGUCCCGCCAGGUUCGGCGGCAGAGUCCUGACAUCUUUCAGGAAGCCAGCUGGAGCAGCAACGGCAGCCAGUCCCCGGGGCCAGGGGACAGGAGCAACACUCCCAAGCCCCUCCAUCCUGUGGUCACUUGUCAUGAGAAAGUGGUAAGUGUCCGAAAAGACCCUGGUGAAUCACUCGGCAUGACCGUUGCAGGAGGCGCAUCACACACAGAGUGGGAUUUGCCAAUCUAUGUCAUCAGUGUCGAGCCCGGAGGAGUCAUAAGCAGAGAUGGAAGAAUAAAAACAGGUGACAUUUUGUUGAAUGUGAAUGGGAUCGAACUAACCGAGGUCAGCCGGAGUGAGGCAGUUGGCUUGUUGAAAAGCACAUCCUCCUCGGUGGUACUGAAAGCUUUGGAAGUCAAAGAGUAUGAGCCCCAGGAAGAUGACAGCAGCCUGGCAGCCCUGGACUCUGACCACGACGCAGCCCCACUCGGCGACUGGUUCCCCUCUUGGGUCAUGUGGCUGGAAUUACCACGGUACCUGUAUAACUGUAAAGAUAUUAUAUUACGAAGAAAUACAGCUGGAAGUCUAGGCUUCUGCAUCGUAGGAGGAUAUGAAGAAUACAAUGGAAACAAACCUUUUUUUAUCAAAUCCAUUGUUGAAGGAACACCAGCAUACAAUGAUGGAAGAAUUAGAUGUGGUGAUAUUCUUCUGGCUGUCAAUGGUAGAAGUACAACAGGAAUGAUACAUGCUUGCUUGGCAAGGAUGCUAAAAGAACUUAAAGGAAAAAUUACUCUCACCAUUGCUUCCUGGCCUGGCACUUUUUUAUAG
Molecule: messenger RNA, 2196 nt
Organism: Rangifer tarandus platyrhynchus (Svalbard reindeer)
Lineage: Eukaryota; Metazoa; Chordata; Mammalia; Artiodactyla; Cervidae
Source: the annotation of a GenBank genome assembly